CCGGAGCAACGCGGGACGAGCCGCCCAGUCCUGCUCUGUGCUUGCUGGGUUUACUCGUAUUGUUCCCAGCUACUGCUCAUGUGAUGCACUCCCUAGCCCAGGAAAUUAAAGCAUUCUCCCGGAAUAAUCUCAGGAAGCAGUGCACCCGAGUGACAACGCUAACUGGAAAGAAAAUUAUAGAAACAUGGAAAGAUGCCAGAAUUCAUGUGGAAGAAGUAGAGCCGAGCGGUGGGGGUGGUUGUGGCUAUGUGCAGGACCUUAGCUCGGACCUGCAGGUUGGCGUUGUUAAGCCAUGGUUGCUUCUGGGGUCACAAGACGCUGCUCGUGAUCUGGAUACACUGAGAAAGCACAAGGUGACUCACAUUCUCAAUGUUGCAUAUGGAGUUGAGAAUGCUUUCCUCAGUGAGUUUACAUAUAAAAACAUUUCCAUAUUGGAUCUGCCUGAAACCAAUAUCCUGUCUUAUUUUCCAGAAUGUUUUGAAUUUAUUGAGCAAGCAAGAAUUAAG
This is a messenger RNA of Castor canadensis (American beaver), 506 nucleotides long. NCBI's taxonomy places the organism in Eukaryota, Metazoa, Chordata, Mammalia, Rodentia, Castoridae. The record is from RefSeq and is a predicted model, not a curated record.